Echinops telfairi (small Madagascar hedgehog) is the source of this 3470-nucleotide messenger RNA. It is a transcript of the gene MAP3K20, whose product is annotated as mitogen-activated protein kinase kinase kinase 20. The transcript is spliced from 20 exons. Gene Ontology annotation, molecular function: protein binding; ATP binding; protein kinase activity. The coding region runs from base 148 to 2517 and encodes 789 amino acids. Gene Ontology annotation, biological process: protein phosphorylation. Gene Ontology annotation, cellular component: cytoplasm. NCBI's taxonomy places the organism in Eukaryota, Metazoa, Chordata, Mammalia, Afrosoricida, Tenrecidae. The record is from RefSeq and is a predicted model, not a curated record.
GCAGGGAGUGCUCCCUGGGGUUGUGUCGGGCCGGAAACCCGAGCCCUUCCUGAGGACAGCUGCGUUUCAGAGCCUGGGCAAGUUGCUGGGGAGUUGUGCCCGGGCUGCCAGGGUCUUGAGGAAGUCUAAGACCAGGUCCAGUAUGAGAUGUCGUCUCUCGGCGCCUCCUUUGUGCAAAUCAAAUUCGACGACUUGCAGUUUUUCGAAAACUGCGGCGGAGGAAGCUUCGGGAGUGUCUACCGAGCCAAAUGGAUAUCCCAGGACAAGGAGGUGGCUGUAAAGAAGCUACUGAAAAUCGAGAAAGAGGCAGAAAUCCUCAGUGUGCUCAGUCACAGGAACAUCAUCCAGUUCUAUGGAGUCAUUCUUGAGCCUCCCAACUAUGGCAUCGUCACAGAAUAUGCCUCUCUGGGGUCGCUCUAUGAUUACAUUAACAGUAACAGAAGUGAAGAGAUGGACAUGGAUCACAUCAUGACUUGGGCAACUGAUGUAGCCAAAGGAAUGCACUACUUACAUAUGGAGGCUCCGGUCAAGGUCAUUCACAGAGACCUCAAGUCCAGAAAUGUCGUGAUAGCUGGCGAUGGAGUGCUAAAGAUCUGUGAUUUCGGCGCCUCUCGGUUUCACAACCACACGACACACAUGUCCUUGGUGGGGACUUUCCCGUGGAUGGCUCCCGAAGUGAUCCAGAGCCUCCCCGUGUCUGAAACUUGCGACACGUAUUCCUAUGGCGUGGUUCUCUGGGAGAUGCUAACAAGGGAGGUCCCCUUUAAAGGCUUGGAAGGAUUACAAGUAGCUUGGCUUGUAGUGGAAAAAAACGAGAGAUUAACCAUUCCCAGCAGUUGCCCCAGAAGUUUUGCGGAGCUUUUACAUCAGUGUUGGGAAGCUGAUUCCAAGCAACGGCCAUCAUUCAAGCAGGUCAUUUCAAUUCUGGAGUCCAUGUCCAACGACGCAAGCCUGCCCGACCAGUGUAACUCAUUCCUGCACAACAAGGCCGAGUGGAGGUGUGAGAUCGAGGCUACCCUUGAGAGGCUGAAGAAACUGGAGCGGGACCUCAGCUUCAAAGAGCAGGAGCUGAAAGAACGAGAGCGACGUCUCAGGAUGUGGGAGCAAAAACUGACCGAGCAGUCCAGCGUCCCGCUGCUGCCUUCCUUUGAGAUUAGUGCCUGGACUGAAGACGACGUGUACUUCUGGCUUCAGCAGCUGGUCCAAAAAGGUGACCCUUCCGAGGAGAUGAUUGUGUACCCGAGCUUGUUCAAGGAGAAUAACAUCACAGGGAAGCGGCUGCUGUUUCUGGAGGAAGAAGACUUGAAAGACAUGGGCAUUGUCUCCAAGGGGCAUAUCAUCCAUUUAAAGUCAGCCAUUGAGAAAUUAACCCACAAUUACCUCAACUUGUUUCACUUUCCGCCACUCACCAAGGACUCGGGAGGUGAACCGGAAGAAAAUGAGGAAAAAACGGUGAACCUGGAACUUGUGUUUGGUUUUCACUUGAAACCGGGAACUGGUCCACAGGAUUGUAAGUGGAAAAUGUACAUGGAGAUGGAUGGGGAUGAAAUUGCAAUCACCUACAUAAAAGAUGUCACGUUCAACACCAACCUCCCCGACGCAGAGCUUUUGAAGAUGACAAAACCCCCAUUUGUCAUGGAGAAGUGGAUCGUGGGCAUAGCAGACAAUCAGACUGUGGAGUGCACUGUUACAUAUGAGAGUGAUGUGAGAGCUCCAAAGAGCUCCAAACAUGUCCAUGCGAUUCAGUGGAGCCGAGUGAAACCUCAGGAUGACGUCAAAGCCGUGCAACUUGCCAUUCAGUCAUUAUUCCCCAACUCAGAGGGCACCCCCGGAAGCAGAUCCAACUCAAGUGCGGACUGCCAGUGGUUGGACACGCUGCGCCUGCGCCAGAUGGCGUCCAACACUUCCCUGCAGCGUUCCCAGAGCAAUCCCAUCCUGAGCGCUCAGCUCUUCCCAUUCCUGGAAAACCAGGACUCCUAUGCCGCGGCCGUGCGGCGCCAGCAGGCGCCCAGUAAGUACCAGCAGAUCACGCCGAUCAACCAGUCCCGAAGCUCCUCUCCCACGCAGUACGGGCUGACCAGGAACUUCUCCUCCCUCCAGCUCAACUCCAGGGACAGCGGCUUCUCCAGCAUGCACACUGACAGCUCGUCCGAGAGGGACCGCUACUCGGGGAGAAGAAGGGACAGGUACGACCGUGGGAGCGCCUCCCUCCACUCUUCCCCGCGCGGGCGCUGCAGUGGGAAGAGCCAGCAUUCCACACCUUCCCGGGAAAGGUACUACCGCGUCCCGCCGGCCACCCCGUCACCGGACGUCAAGCGGAGGCUGAAUGACCACGCGCAGCCCAGGACAAUACCGGGGAUGCCCUUGAACCCCGAGACGAGAACCAGUGAGGAAGAGAGUAAGGUGAGCGAUGGAUGGAUUCAAGUGGAGUCCCGGAGGAAGGCGCACCGGCCCGCUCCGGCCAAGACGAACAGAGAGCGGACCAGAGGGAGCUACCGCGGACGCCGAACCUUUUGAUGAGUCAACCUGGGUCCGUUUUCUUUCCUCUUCUUGCUUUCCUUAAAAAAAAAGAAAAAGAAAAAGUUAUGGGUUUUGAUACUAUGGUGCCUUCGAGAUAGAAUUAAGAACAGCCACAAAAGCGUCAAGACAACCCGUCCACUUUGUAGUCGUGAUGGGAUUUGGAAAACACCUUCUAACUUAAUACUUAAGCCAAAUCGUGGGAAAUCGUGGUUGCUGCUUACCGAGCUUUGCCCUCACUCAGGAAGUACCAGUGUUUGGUAACUAGACGUGAAUGUACGUAGCUCUAAGUGUUUUUUUCUCUGAAACAUUUCCAGAGAGGAACGUGUGCCAUCUUGUCUCCCCACCCACCAAUGGUGCAUGGUGCCCAAUCAGGCCUAAGGAAGGGAAAGCCGUUCAGAUGCACGUCUCAGCGACAAAACGGAAGAUAAAUCAUGCUUUCGUAUGAUGUAUUUUUUCUUUAAGUUUAAGGGUUUUUUUUUUCUAAAUAAAAGUUAAUGUAAGAAACCUAUGAUGAGCUAAAAAUACCAAAAUUCUAAAUAAAAACAGGGUGUUACUGGUUUUGCCUUUUCCCUCACUCCAAAAUGGCUUGGCAAGGUAUGGUUACUGUUCAUCUUACAAAUACCGCCAGUGCUGCUAUAACUCAGAUACCACAAGGGGGUGGCUUUGCAGAACAGAAAUGUGUAUUUCUCACAGUUCAGAAGGCUAGAAAUCCAAAUUCAAGGCCCCCAGCUCUAUAGCCCCAGCGGUUCUUAACUCUUGGGUGACCUUCACACGGACUCUAUCUUUCUUCUAGUUUAUGUUUGCUUGUCUCUGGGCCUACUACCUACUCUUUGGAUGACUCAGGAUGGACUACCACUGGGAUGGUAACCACUUUACGCUGGCCUGGCCUCAUUAACGUAGCAUUAGCCUGUCUUAUGGAAACCGAUUACAGCACCUCCACAGGUACAGGG